Molecule: messenger RNA, 1439 nt
Organism: Lacerta agilis (Sand lizard)
Lineage: Eukaryota; Metazoa; Chordata; Lepidosauria; Squamata; Lacertidae
Gene: GPR142
Product: G protein-coupled receptor 142
Exons: 3
Coding region: 208-1236 (342 amino acids)
Biological process (GO): G protein-coupled receptor signaling pathway
Cellular component (GO): membrane
Molecular function (GO): G protein-coupled receptor activity
Source: RefSeq, a predicted model, not a curated record
CCGAUUCUCUGGCCGCUGGCUCAGCCUAUUUCACAAUUUGCCUCUCAGCGCUGGCUCUCAAGAGCAGGCUUACAGGUUUGGUGCACAGAGGAGGAAGAGGAGAUGCACCGCCGAACCAUCUGAUCAGGGAGAAGAAGCAAGAGCAAAUACCAGACAGGGCACCACUUUCUGCAGCACAGGCAUCAAGCUGGAAGGUACUAAGAAAAGAUGAACAUGACCGAUGCAACAUGGGCAAACAAUGCCAGGGACCCAGAUGGAGAUGGAAAAUCACCUUGUCUUGCUGGCACUGCUGCUGUCAUCUAUUACUGCAUCCUGCUGUGUGUGGGUCUGCCAGUGAACAUUUUGGCUGCUGCUGCGCUGACCCGCCUGGCUGCCCGCACCAAGAAGUCCUCCUACUGGUACCUCCUGGCCCUCACGGCAUCCGACAUUAUGACCCAGGUCUUUGUCGUCUUCACGGGCUUCAUUGUGCAGGCGGCCAUCUUGGGCCGCGAGGUUCCAGGUGCCUUUACCCUCACCAUCAACGUGCUGCAGUUCACAGCCAAUCAUGCCUCCAUCUGGGUGACUGUCCUGCUCACUGUGGACCGUUACGUGGCCCUCUGCCACCCACUGCAGUACAGGGCUGUGUCUUACCCAGGGCGCACCCGGAAGAUCAUUGGCGCCAUCUUUGCAGUAUCGUUGGCCACCGGAAUCCCCUUCUAUGGGUGGCUGGAUGUUUGGCAUGAUGCCUACCCACCCACCACCAUGGACAAGGUCCUGAAAUGGCUUCACUGCUUCCUCAUCUACUUCAUCCCCUGUAGUAUUUUCCUGGUGACGAAUUCUGUGAUCAUCUACAAGCUCAAGCACUCGCACUGGCCCCACCGGCGCCUCAGCAAGACCACAGCCAUUCUGCUGGCCGUCACCACCGUCUUCAUCAUCCUCUGGGCUCCACGGACCAUUGUCAUGAUCUACCACCUCUAUGUGGCCUCUGUCAGACAGAACUGGGAAGUCCACCUCGCAAUGGAUGUUGCCAACAUGGUGGCCAUGCUCAACACCUCCCUCAACUUCUUCCUCUACUGCUUUGUCAGCAAGACUUUCCGGCGCACUGUCUGGGAGGUGCUGGGGUCUAUCCGGCUCCCAUGCACCCAAUUGCUGAGGAAGAGUGGCCCUUUGGAUCCAGCCCUGAAACCCCUGAGGGUCUUAGAUGGGACCAUUCUAGGAGGAGCAUCUCCCUUCUGCAACCAGCUCCAACAUUGCUGAAAGUUUCCACAGCCCAACAGCUCACUGGGACAGAUAGGCUUGGCGUCCUGACAUGACUCUGAAUCCAGAGCAUUAGACAACAACAUAGGAGGGUCUACUAGACAUGGAUGCAUAUGUGUGCAUGCAUAUCUCUAUAUGUAUGUUUGCAUAUAUGUAUUCUGUGUAUCUGUGCAUGGAGACGGGGUGUGCGUGAGAGAGAGAGA